Molecule: messenger RNA, 1619 nt
Organism: Anopheles coustani
Lineage: Eukaryota; Metazoa; Arthropoda; Insecta; Diptera; Culicidae
Gene: Pis
Product: CDP-diacylglycerol--inositol 3-phosphatidyltransferase
Exons: 4
Coding region: 82-762 (226 amino acids)
Biological process (GO): phosphatidylinositol biosynthetic process
Cellular component (GO): membrane; Golgi apparatus
Molecular function (GO): CDP-diacylglycerol-inositol 3-phosphatidyltransferase activity
Source: RefSeq, a predicted model, not a curated record
GGGAAAUCUACCGCGCAGUUCCACCGUGAAAAGGUGAAAAACGUUUCCCAGCAAGUUCAGCCCACGGUCAAAUUGAUCACGAUGGAAGUCAAGAGAGAGCAGGAAAACAUUUACCUAUUCGUACCAAACAUUAUCGGUUACGCACGGAUCGUGCUGGCUAUCGUUUCUUUCUACUAUAUGCCCACGGACUACGUGAUCGCAAGUUGGUGCUACAUUAUCAGCGUGCUCCUUGAUGCCCUCGAUGGACAUGCGGCGCGGCAUUUUAAUCAGUCGACAAAGUUUGGCGCCAUGCUCGAUCAGCUAACGGACCGAUGCGGAACAUGCGGCCUCCUGGUGACGCUGAGCUACUUCUACCCGAAGUACAUGUUUUGGUUCCAGCUUUCGAUGGCGAUCGAUGUGGCCUGCCACUGGUUCUACCUGCACACCACCGUCCUGCAGGGAAAAACGUCCCACAAGUUCAUCGACAUGUCCGGCAAUCCAAUUAUGCGCGUCUACUACACCAACCGCACCGUGCUUGGCUUCAUGUGUCUGUUCAACGAGCUGUUCUACGCCGCGCUGUACCUGCUGCACUUCACCCCGGGUCCGCUGCUGCUCGGCUUCUCUUCGUUCAAGCUGCUGGCAAUCGUGUCCUUCCCGGUGGCGGUCGUGAAAACGGGCAUCUCGGUUAUCCACGGAUUUGUGGCGAGCUGCAAUAUCGGUGUGAUCGAUGUCGCCGAGAGGGCUGCCCAACGGGAGCGCGAGUCGAACAAGAAACCGCAAUAAGGCGUGCACUGCACCCAGGUUGGAAAUGGAAAAAACGGAAACAGCACACACUUCCCGGUUCAAGUAGGAUCGCGUACUAAUUAAACUGCUGUUACAUUUAACGAACAUUUAAUUGCCAGAAAAGAACAUGGAUCAAAGCAUCUCUCUCCCCAUGGCAACCGUAGCCAUAGUGGUACACUAGAGCGGGCAGUGUUUAAAAGGGGGAAAAAACGUUCAAAUCGUGUCGUUAACCUACUUCUACUAUUCACUGCUAUCCAUUAACCAUGCCAAAGGACGAAAAUGGGACAAUUUUAUGUGUUUAACCUGUGUAUUUAAGUGGCGUAGACAAAAAGUAGCUGAACUUUAUAAACCCUUUGCUGAUAAAAAAGGAUUCACCGCACCUGAAUUGCAACACGUCGUUGCUAGAACGAUAACGAGUGGAGAAGAGGAGUCAAGAAAGGACAAAACACAAUUGCACGGCACAUUCCAGGUGACACCUGUGUGAGACAUAUUGAAUUGACUUCCUCCCCCUCUCUUCCCAUAGAAAGUAUCAUAUUUUCGAACUAAAGGAAAACCCUAUCCCUAAUGGCGGUAGCUUGUGGUUGCUUUCAAAUGAAGAGUAAAAACAAACCUAUAUUUAUUAUUGUAGGGCACACUGCUCGUCGUAUCGAUGGUAUUUUGCGUAGAAUAGAUGUUGUAGAAUCGAGACUUACUCAUGGAUAUUGUAAUGCCGUCGACUCAAGUACAGAUAUUUUGCAAAAAACAUAAAUCAUCAUCUAGCGGAAAUAGAGAGAGUUGGAGUAGUAGUCCUUAAUGUUUCGAUGUGAUUGAAACCCCCCGUGUCUAAGAAUAAUAAUAAAUAACCUCUCUCCAAUCAA